AUGUGUGAUAAUCGCAGGAGAACGUAUUGCUGUGUGUUUGUGUGUCUUAAUAAUUCAUCGAUUCCAGAAUUGUCUCUGUUCAGAUUACCUAUUGAACAGGACAGACGCCUUCAGUGGCUGCAUUUAAUUGACCGCGAGUAUUUGAAAAAUAAAUCUCAACCAUACCAUGUUGUUUGUGAAGCCCAUUUCCACCCAGAAGACAUAAUGAAAAACAGCGUUAGAAAAUUACUAAAAAAAAUUGUCUGCCGAGUUUAA
This is a messenger RNA of Parnassius apollo (apollo), 255 nucleotides long. The record is from the annotation of a GenBank genome assembly. NCBI's taxonomy places the organism in Eukaryota, Metazoa, Arthropoda, Insecta, Lepidoptera, Papilionidae.